This is a messenger RNA of Hippopotamus amphibius kiboko, 7663 nucleotides long. It is a transcript of the gene TYW2, whose product is annotated as tRNA methyltransferase 12 homolog. Gene Ontology annotation, cellular component: cytoplasm. Bases 680 to 1999 code for a protein of 439 amino acids. Gene Ontology annotation, biological process: tRNA methylation. The transcript is spliced from 2 exons. Gene Ontology annotation, molecular function: tRNA methyltransferase activity. NCBI's taxonomy places the organism in Eukaryota, Metazoa, Chordata, Mammalia, Artiodactyla, Hippopotamidae. The record is from RefSeq and is a predicted model, not a curated record.
GAAGAGAGGGACACUUUACAGUGUUUAAUGAAAGCCUCACAAGAAGAUGACCUUCAGACAAACCAGCAGCCAUUGUAUCUUCUAGGGGAAGGGCAUUUCAGACAAAGGGAACAGCAAGUACAAAGGCAAGAGCACAAUAAAAGGUUUGGCCCAUUUUAGGAAGCGAAAGGAGACUGGUGUCCGCAGAACGCGUUUAGCCUUGGGAACAGUUCCAUCUCAGGCUGAGACUUAGAUGCCAGAUUUAGGUGCAGCGUGGGACUAAGGGAAGGCUUUCUCCAAAUUCAGCGCAUCAUUCCAGGUUCACUUCUCCCUUUUGAUCUGUGAGCAGCACUGAAGAGUGUCUGAGGGUUCUGGAGGAUACCAACUAAUUUGAAGUUUUUAAGCCGACAGAAAUCCUUCCAGUUAUGAAUUUCCUCUUAGGCAGGCGUAAGUAAAGGUUGGCCACAACAAAGAUGGCGGCAGCGGCUUCACACGGCAAUGGCGACGCCGACGCCGUUCGUCAACGAGCGUGGUAAUAUCAUUUAGUUCCGGCCUGCCAGCUUAACGUCACUUCCGGCCCCCGCCAGUGGCGUGCGCGCCUCUCUGGCCGCUUUGCGCGUGGGAGUGCGGAAGGAGGUGAGCGUACUACGAGCAGAGCGAGGGUUGCGGCGGGAAUCCCGGAGGAUGCGGGGCCAGCAACAUGGAAAGGGCAGGCGGGAAGCCCGCGGUUGUUGUCGCAGUUGUGACUGAACCUCGAUUUACGCAGCGAUACAGGCAGUAUCUCGAGAAGGAGAAACUCCUGGAUAGACAGCACCGUGUGGAAAAGAUGCUGGAUGGCACCGUGGCGCUACCGGUGCUGGGAGAGGCCCUCCCUGAGCAAAACCUGCGGGAGCUGAGGAAUCGUGUGGCCCCAGGCAGCACCUGUGUGCUCACGCAGCUCCUGAAUCCCGUUCCUUCAAAGAAGGCCCAGGGUUGUUCACCUGCGCAAAGGCUGUGUCUUGAGGUGAGUCGCUGGGUAGAGGGCCGCGGAGUGACGUGGUCAGCUGAGUUGGAGGCUGAUCUGCCCCGAUCUUGGCAGCGGCACGGUGACCUCUUGUUGCUGAGUGAGGACUGUUUCCAGGCCAAGCAGUGGAGAAAUCUGGAACCAGGAUUCUGGGAGACUGUUGCCUCGGCACUUGGUGUCCAGCGUUUGGCCAAACGAGGGCGGGUGUCACCGGAUGGCACUCGAACUCCAGCAGUGAGUCUGCUGCUGGGCGACCAUGGCUGGGUAGAACAUGUGGAUAAUGGGAUCCGAUAUAAGUUUGACGUGACCCAGUGUAUGUUCUCAUUCGGAAACAUCACUGAGAAGCUUCGUGUGGCGUCGCUGCCCUGUGCUGGAGAAGUGCUGGUGGACCUCUAUGCAGGGAUUGGUUACUUUACCUUGCCUUUCCUAGUUCAUGCUGGUGCUGCCUUCGUCCAUGCCUGUGAAUGGAACCCGCAUGCUGUAGUUGCUCUUAGAAAUAACCUUGAACUCAACGGAGUAGCUGAUAGAUGCCAAAUACACUUUGGGGAUAACAGAAAACUGAAGCUCUCAAACAUCGCGGACAGGGUGAACCUGGGGCUGAUUCCCAGCUCUGAAGAAGGCUGGCCCAUUGCCUGCCAAGUGCUAAGACAGGAUGCUGGAGGCAUUUUGCAUAUUCACCAAAAUGUGGAAUCUUUCCCAAGGAAGACUCUGCAGCCUCCUGGAAGCAGUGAAAUGGAAAAGGAGUACUGGCCUUCUCCUCAGCAAAUUAUCACCAACCAGUUGAAAAAUGGAGCUAUCAGUCAUUCUAGGAGAAAAAUGCUGUCUGCUGCCACCAAGCCAGAGUGGCAAAGGUGGGCGGAAGCUGCAGAAACUCGAAUUGCCACUCUUCUUCAGCAGGUGCACGGGAAACCGUGGAAGACUCGAAUCCUGCACAUCCAACCGGUGAAAUCCUAUGCUCCCCACGUGGAUCACAUAGUCCUGGAUCUGGAAUGCCGCCCCUGUGCUCUAGUUGCCUAGAAAAAGUGGAUCCUGAGACAGGAGGAUCUAUGUGAGAGUGACCCUUAAAGCAUCAGCUCAGGCCGGGGUCUCACCACUCUUGUCUCUUGUUUUCUCCAAGCACAUGCUGGAUGGCCUGACCCAGAAGAGACAUCUAAUGGAACCCAGGAGAAAAGACUGAAGGGGUCAGAGGGUCAUGGAGUCCUUACAGAUUCAAUCCAGGAAUUUGUAAAAGCUCUAAACGCUUCAUUUGUGGGCAUCAGUGUUAGUUGCUGAUUAAUGCACCCACUUGAUGGAGAAGUUGUGAUUAAAAAACAAUAAUAAUUUAUCAAACUCUCUCAAGUGUGAGCUGCUUUAUUCAUUAACUCCAUAAUUGUAAUAAAUUAUAUGCAUGUAUUAAUACACGAGUAUAAUGUAUACAUUGAAAAUGCACAGAGAAAUUUAAAAUGAUGAGAAACCAAAUAUAUAGCAGAAGCAUUUUUAAUUCAGUUUCUCCCACCCUGGGCACACGUGUGAGAAGAAACCCAAUAUAUGUCCUUCUGAACAGCCUCAGGGGGCAGCCACUUCACAUGGGCAAGCCAUAAAACUAGUCAUUUUCAAACUAAACUAUUAUUUUAAAUGAUUAAAACUUUUCAUAUUUCUAAAAACAUUUUUGAGUUUUGUUCUGGAAUAUAGUUGUUACUUGGAAACAGUUUGCUCUUUUUGAGUCUUGCUUUUAAGCAUUUAUUAGAGCAGCAUUUAGUCUAGGAUUAAUUUUUUUUCUAUCACAGAAGCAAGACUUUUCUUAGUUCUCUAACUGAUGCCUUGUGAAUUAUGAGAUUUUCCACUCUUGCUGGUAGGAACAGGAAUUACCCACCACUCUGUGUGGUGUGAACUCUGAGUAUUGUUUCCUAUAAUCCUUUCAGAUGGGUCUUUUGUUGGCCUUUGGUAGUUUCCUAUCAUGUGGGCUGAUCAUUACUCAGCUGAAAACUUGAAGGGAAUGGUCAGCAGAUCUCUGGAGUUCCCUGUGUGUGUGGCUGUCUCCUCUCUGGCAUUCUACCCUGUGAACUCUGGUUACUUGGGGUCCCGGCACUCCCAGUCCCAUCUCCUCACCUCAGGAAGUCUGUUGGCCUCGCCUCCCUCCUUGUGCUACAGCCUGGGAAACUUCUCCAGGCUGUAAGUUGGAGCCGUUGUAUGGCUCACCUUGUUUCUUUUCCAUCUCUCAUGGACCGUUGCCCUUCAUUGCCUAUGUCCAGUGCCUUGAGGGCCAUUAUUUCAUACAUUUUGUCUAGUUUUUCUUUUUUAUAACUAUUUAGAAGUUUAUAAUGGUAUGUAUGUAAAUGUCCUAGCUUUCACAAUCAUUAUUAUUGAAGAAAUUCACUCUAACAAUAAUAUACAUACUUUCAGUUGACACAGUUUCAACAUGUAAAGCACAUAAGAAUUUCUUGCUGCAAUUGUUCAGAAUGCUCACCUGUAUUAUAAAAUGAACAUUAGAAUGUUAGCAAUAAUAUCUGAUUAGAUAUGAUAACUUCCAAGAUUUCUUGACCAACAAUCACACACAAUUUCAGAGAGGCCAGAAACAGUGACAAAAUAGGUAUUUGUCUCUUUGGGUUUUUAAAGAUCAAGGUUGAAUCAAAGGUAAGUAGAAAAUAUUGAAUAUGAGGCUAAAACUGAAUUUUGGUAAGUAGAUAGAUUAGACGGAUAAACUGUUCUAGUUUCUCUACCCCCCUACUUUUUUUUAGUAAUUGAAUUUUAUUUUAAAAUCAAAGCUAUACAUACUCAUAGUUUCAAAACUCAAAAGUGGCAAAACUUUAUGAAAAAAAAAAGAAGUUCUGCAACACCAUGAUGAAGCAGCUGUCCUGUAGCUCCUUUCCCUUCACUUUGUGUGUCUUACUUUCAAAUGGGCCCGUGUGCCAAAGAAGAUGCAGGACCUAACCUACGUGUACCAGCAGGAGCCAUGAGAGUCUGUGGAACUGGGUCCUGAGGGUGUGGGAGCAAAGCAGUUUGCAUUCAUAUAGGUCAGAGAACAGUACUUGCCCACCUUCUAUUAUAAUAUAGUCUGAAGAGAUCUAGACCAUCUGAACCUUCCACGGAAUGUCACACUGACCUGUUACAUUCAUGACAUCAUUACUACUUGGGCCAGGUAAACAAUAAGUAGCUAGCAUAUUGUACUCCCAAGGAUAGGAAAUAUGACUAAUAAGAACCAGCAACCUUUUACAUCAGUGAAAUUUUUAGGGUCCAGUGGUCUGCUUGAAUGUCUGUUUCACAGUAAAAAAACGAAUUUUUACAUCUCACUCAUUUUAUCAAUAUUCUGCCACUAAGGAUGCAUAUCAGGCUCCACGCUUCUUUGUGGAAUACUGCUCUGGCUCAUAUAUUGGGUGACUGGAAAGCUGCCAGUUUUCACUGGGAUCCAGAGCACAUAAAGGCUCUGUAGCAGGUACAGGCUGCAGUGUAAUUAGCCUUAUUGCCUGGGCCAUUCAAUACAGGAGAUUCUAUGGGACAAGAGUAUCUGAUAAGCAAAGCAGCCAUGGGAGUUUAUGGCAAGCUCCAAUUGGAAUAUCACAAGGUAGAUUUCUAAGUUCUGUAGCAAGGCCAAGGCAUCUGCAGUGGAGAACCACAUGUCACUCAAAAAUGGCUCCUUGCAUGCUGAUGGGCCUUGGUAGAAACUGAGCAUCUCACAGGACAUCAAGUGACCUUGUAGCCCGAGUUGUCCACCAUGAGCUAAGUUUUGUCAGACCCACCAAGUCAAUCCAUCAUAAAGUGGAAGUGGUACACUUGGGGUCUGUGACAAGUAGGGCAAGGGGAAAGGAAUAGGUGCACAGGCAGGUGGCCCAGACUCCCAUGUUAUACUUACAACUCUUGCACCAAGGUCCCUCCCUCAACUCACAACUGUGGCUGCUUGAGAAGCUCUUUUGUCUAGCUGAUGGAGGACAAAAAAGCCCAAGCUAAGUUCACUGAUGGGUUUAUUGGAAUAUGAGUUCAAAACAAAAAACAGACUUAAUCCUGCUCUACAGCCCAAAUCAGGAGUGGUGUUAAGACAGGGGGAUUCUCCAGAAAGGCAGAAUUUGGGGCAGUAUUCCUGGUCAUCCACUUUGUGUGGAAAGAGAAGUAGCUUGAAGUAAGAAUACAUGUUUUUGGCAAGUAGCAAAUAAGUUGGCUAGAUGAUCAGGGACCUGGAACAAAAAAGAUUAGAAGACUGGGAACAAGGAAGCCUGGAGAAGAAGCAGUGGGGAAAUCUAUGGGAUUGGGCACGUGAGUAAAGACCUUUGUAUUGUAUAACAAUGCCUACUAGGACAACCCGCCACAGAAGAGGCACUCAGCAACCAAGUAAACAGACUUGGUCAGUUAACUUCAGCACCUGCAGUCCUCAGCUAUCCCAGUACCGGCAUAAUGGGCUCACAUACAUAGUCGUGUCCCAGGUUUGCAGGUUAGCAAGAGGCCAACAGCAUGGCUUCCACUCACCAAGUGGCCAGUCCCUCAUGUUCAACCCUGAGCCCUUGAUACAUCAUCAUCCCUCAAGGAAACUAAGCAGCUACUUGGUAGCAAGUUGAUUACACUGGACUCCUAUCCUGGAAGGACAGUGAUUGACCCUGACUAGAAUCUUUUUGUCUCCAGGUAUGAGCCUACCUUUCCUGCCCACAAGAUGGUGGCCAGACUGCUUACCCAAGGGUUUACAAGUGUUUGAUCCAUCAAUGUGUAUCCUGCAUAAUAUUGCUUUUGACCUAGGGACCCACUUUACAGCAUAGGACCCGCUUCGGUGGGCACAUGACCAUGAGAUUCAUUGGCCCUAUACUGCUCUGAGUCAUACUACAGAACCUAGAAAAUGCUGGCCUGAUGGAGUGGUGAAAAAUCCUUCUGAAACUGCAGCAAAAGCUUGGAAGAUGUGAAGAUGGGAUGCCGUCCACCAGGACUCAGUAUACUAAAUCAAACUCAUUAUAUAGUGUCAUUUCCAGUAUAGAUAGAAUGUACAAGUCUGGGAAUGAAAAGGUAGAAAUAGAAUUCCAAAAUAUGUCCAUGUCCUGAUACCCAGAACCGGGAAUAUGUUAUUUUACAUGGUAAAAGGGACUUGGCAUGUGUGAUUAAUUUAAGAUGGGGAGAAUAGCCUUGAUGACCCAGGCAGGCCCAAUAUCAUCACCGAGGUCCUUGUAAGAGGGAGGUGGGAGCAAGUGGUAGGAGAUGUGAUAACUGAGGCAGGAGGAUGGAGGGGUGUAAGGAAGGGAUCAUGAGCUAAGGGAUGUAGGCAGCCUCUAGAUAUUGAAAAACGCAAAUGGAUUCCCUCCCAAAGCCUUCAGGAGAAGCACAGCCUCGUUGACAUUUUGAUUUUAGCCCUCUGGUUGCCAUAACUUAAGAGAAUAAAUUUGUGUUGUUUUAAACCACUAAGUUUGUGGUAAUUUGUUAUAGCAGCAGUAGGAAGUUAAUACACUGACUAGUCUCCAUUGACCCACGUGCUUCCCAUCCCCACAACUCUGUGAGUCUAGAGGGCUGGUUCCUAACAGGGAGCCCUUUCAUCAGGGGACACAAUUAAUAGGUCCAUUAAAUUUUACCUACUGAGGUUUCCCAGUAAUUUUAGGCUCCUUGUGCGAAGAGAACAGGCAAGAAAGAGUUACCAUCCUGUUUGGGGUACUCAAAUCUGAUCAGGAGGAAGUGGAGUUAUUGACAAUGAGGGCAGAAAGGAAUGUAUUUCAUACUCAAUGCAUCCACUAGGGUGUCUCUUUGAUGCAUCCCUGCCCAAUAUCAGGAGUAAAAUGGGCAACUUCCAAAAUGGCAAAAUAAGGACCUCCGAAAACUGGCUCUUCCAUAAAAGUAAUGAUAACACUGGUGUCAAAAUCAACCUUUUCAGAAUUCUAGAAACUAAAGGCAACAAUCUAAGGAGCGUUUAUUCAAGGAAAACAGCUAAGUCUUGAUUAAAAAGGGGAGCUUCUGGUGUUUUAACUUGCUCUAUUCCCAGCUCCCCACCUCUUAACACAAUGUUAAAUUGUUCCUAAUUUUAAGGAGAAUGCCUCUAGUGUGUUUCACCAUUCAGUUAUACACUGUCCUUUGUUAAGUAGUAUCCAUAGAGUCCCAUUAUAGUGCUAUUUUAUAAAAGCAUCCUUUUCCCACUGCACUGUAGUGUCACUUUUAUGAUAAAUCAGGUGACCGUAUACGUGUGGUGCUAUUUCUAGACUUUCUCUUCUGUUCCAUGGGUCAGUUUUUCUGUCCAUGUACCAAUACCAUCUUGUCUAAAUUAGAGCCUUAGAAUAGGUCCUGAUAUCUGAUACUGUAAAUCCUUCAACUUUGUUAAGAUUGCAUUAGUUAUUCUUGACCUUUUGCAUUUUCUUAUGGAUUUUAAAAUUGGCUUGUCAAUUUUAGGAAAAAAAAUCCCGUUGAGAUGUUUUUUGGGGGAGGAAUAACAUUGAACCUAUAAGGUAAAAUUGACAUCUUUGCAACAUUGCAUCUUCGCAAUAUUGCAUCUUCCACCUUGAAGCUUUUAUUCUGUUCAUUUGGGUGUAGCUAUGAAAUGAGAAGUAAUUAUCAGAAGCCUGGGUGACAGGAUCCUGUCCAGGGUGAAGGAUCCUAUAUUUCCAAUCUGUCAGCAGGAUACUGUAUCCAUUUCCUCUGGGCUCCCUGCCUGGACAGAUGUUUUUAACUUAGUAUUAUUUGCACUCUUCCUCUCAGCAGUAUUUCAUCCCUCAUUAUUCUUAACUUAUAUGACUUAUAUGACUUAUA